AUGGCUGCCUCAACAUCGUCUCUGCGCGCCCUCGUGGCCCUCUGCGUCCUCGCCAUGCUCCAGUGCACCCUCGCCUUCUCCAUGCCCGGCUUCGGCGCUGCCCUCGCCCCGCGGCAGAGCCCCAACGCGGGCGUCCCCGCUGGCACCGCCGGCACGGCCGUCACCUGCGCCGAUUACUCGCGCGUGGCCAACAUGUCCAUCAUCGGCCUCAACUCGACCCUGCGCGGCGCCUUCCUGCGCUCCGCCCCGCACGGCACCGACGCCGCCUCGGCCCUGCUUGACACCCAGUCGCCUAAGCUGCCCGCCUACCAGUUCAACGUCGCCCUCAACGCCCAGUGCGGAAACCUCACCACCGUCGCCUUCCAGGGCGCAGACUUCAACCUCAGCCGCGGCAUCGUCGCAGAGUUCACCAUCCUCCCGGCCCCCGGCAUCGGCGUCGAGGGCCUCACCACCCUCAUCCUCUGCAUCGGCAUUGUCUUGUUCAUGGGCGGCACCUUCAUGACCAUGGAGUGA
This is a messenger RNA of Microdochium trichocladiopsis, 513 nucleotides long. RefSeq lists its product as uncharacterized. Bases 1 to 513 code for a protein of 170 amino acids. NCBI's taxonomy places the organism in Eukaryota, Fungi, Ascomycota, Sordariomycetes, Xylariales, Microdochiaceae. The record is from RefSeq and is a predicted model, not a curated record. The transcript has a single exon.